AGCAGAGCUGGGCGACCCUACAUUGGGUGGACAGGACUUGAUCCCAGGAUCUGUUACUUCUUUUCUCCUGAGCAGACGGAGUAAGAAUCGCAGCCAUGACGAAGAACUGCCAUAAUGACUAUAAAAUGAAGUUCUCGGUGGAUGAUGAGUAUCCAGAUCUGUCCCAGCACAAUAAUCACAUGGCUAAGGUGCUGAACAAGGAGAUCUAUGGCAAACUGAGAGGCAAGUCCACCCCCAGUGGCUUCACUCUGGAUGAUGUGAUCCAGACUGGAGUGGACAACCCUGGUCACCCCUUCAUCAUGACUGUGGGUUGCGUCGCUGGUGAUGAGGAGUCCUACGAGGUGUUCAAGGACCUGCUGGACCCCGUCAUCUCUGACCGUCAUGGUGGAUACAAACCCACCGACAAGCACAAGACCGACCUCAACUUCGAGAACCUGAAGGGCGGUGAUGACCUGGACCCCAACUAUGUGCUGUCCAGCCGUGUGCGUACUGGCCGCAGCAUCAAGGGUUUCACCCUGCCCCCCCACAACAGCCGUGGAGAGCGCAGAGGCAUCGAGAAGUUGUCCAUUGAGGCCCUGUCCAGCCUGGAGGGAGAGUUCAAGGGAAAGUACUACCCUCUGACCGGCAUGAGUGAUGCUGAGCAGGAGCAGCUCAUCGCUGACCACUUCCUGUUUGACAAGCCUGUGUCCCCCCUGCUGACCUGUGCUGGUAUGGCCCGUGACUGGCCCGAUGGCAGAGGCAUCUGGCACAAUGACAACAAGACCUUCUUGGUGUGGGUGAACGAGGAGGACCACCUGAGAGUCAUCUCCAUGCAGAAGGGCGGAAACAUGAAAGAGGUGUUCAGGCGCUUCUGCGUCGGUUUGCAGAAGAUUGAGGAAAUCUUCAAGAAGCACAACCAUGGCUUCAUGUGGAAUGAGCAUCUGGGCUACAUCCUGACUUGCCCCUCCAACCUGGGCACUGGCCUCCGCGGUGGCGUGCACGUCAAAUUGCCCAAGCUCAGCACACAUGCCAAGUUUGAGGAGAUCCUGACCAGACUGCGUCUGCAGAAGCGUGGCACAGGUGGUGUGGACACUGCCUCCGUGGGUGGAGUGUUCGACAUCUCCAAUGCUGACCGUCUGGGCUCCUCUGAGGUAGAGCAGGUGCAGCUCGUGGUGGAUGGAGUCAAGCUGAUGGUGGAGAUGGAGAAGAAGCUGGAGAAGGGAGAGUCCAUCGAUGGCAUGAUUCCCGCUCAGAAGUAAAGGACUGAGGUUUUUGUAUGAGGACACCUACAGUAGCCUCGCUGUAAACUUCUCUUCCUGGCUACUGCCUGUUUUCUUCUCAACCACUCUCUCUUCCUUUUUUCUACUCUGUCUUUCCUCUGUGGCCUGUUGUUAGUGCCAUCCUCUGUUACAUCCUGGGAUCAAUCCACACAGUCAAAUGGAGCCUGUGUCUGCACAACCCAGCAACAUACUGGCUGUAAAUGUAACUGGACGAUUAAAACAUGCCCCAUGGUA
This is a messenger RNA of Boleophthalmus pectinirostris (great blue-spotted mudskipper), 1493 nucleotides long. RefSeq names its product creatine kinase, muscle b (gene ckmb). Gene Ontology annotation, molecular function: creatine kinase activity. Gene Ontology annotation, biological process: phosphocreatine biosynthetic process. Lineage: Eukaryota; Metazoa; Chordata; Actinopteri; Gobiiformes; Gobiidae. Bases 96 to 1238 code for a protein of 380 amino acids. The record is from RefSeq and is a predicted model, not a curated record. The transcript has 9 exons.